AUGGAGAGUUUCAUAGAAAGCCUGGCCGAGCUCUUCGAGGCAUUCCCAUCGGCCACCGUCACCAUCACCUAUUCCAACAAAACAAAAAAGAGUAAAGACAAUGCUGCUCCAGUGCACUCUGUCAAGUUCAAAUGCUCUGAGCCCCAGCUGGGAAAGAGUAUUCAGUACUCAACGAGGAAGGGAAAAGAAUUGUCCAGACUUUUAACAUACUUCGGUCCUCGUGGAGUUAGUACGAAGAGAAAAGCAGAGGCCACUGUUACAGAGGAGCCUGCUCAGAAACAACAAAAGACUGAGAUUGUGGGUGUGGCCAGCGUCAUGAGUAAUAACAAGUUUGAGGAACCUCAGGUGGAAGCCGAGGAACCAACUCGUGAACAGACGCCUGUUCCUGAAGAGAAGGAAAAGACUCCACAAGCUCCGUCGUCGAAGAGCAAAAAGAAGAAGAAGGGAAAGAAGAAAUGA
Candidozyma duobushaemuli is the source of this 459-nucleotide messenger RNA. Its product is annotated as signal recognition particle subunit. The record is from RefSeq and is a predicted model, not a curated record. Bases 1 to 459 code for a protein of 152 amino acids. The transcript has a single exon. NCBI's taxonomy places the organism in Eukaryota, Fungi, Ascomycota, Pichiomycetes, Serinales, Metschnikowiaceae.